AAGAACCUGGACCUGGUGGUGGAGAAUGACAAGGAGGAGCAAAGAGCUGAAUUUGAAGCCAGAUAUCAGGAGCAGUGCCAUCUCGGUGCAGGAGGGUAUGGAUACGUGUUUGCUGGCUACCGUAAAUCAGAUCGUUUGCCAGUUGCCAUCAAACACAUUCCAAAGACUAGCGAGAUGAAGAACAGUAAGCAGCUGUCUACAGAGGUGGCCACCAUGUUAAAACUUCAAGCUGCACCACCUCGCUCAGUAGGGGCAUCAGCACCUAUUGAACUACUAGACUGGUUCGACCUGGACCAGGAGCUGAUCCUGGUCCUGGAGAGACCAGUCCCCUCCAAAGACCUGCUCAGGUACGUCUGGGACAAUGGAGCUUCACUGGAGGAGGAAGAGGCAAAGAUCAUCUUGAAACAGCUGAUCGAUGCUGCGAUCCACCUGGAGAACAGCCACGUCUUCCACCAAGACAUCAAGCAUGAAAACAUCUUGCUUGAGACUGGCUCAGACGUCCCUCGUCUCCGUCUGAUUGACUUUGGUGUGAGCAGCGUUGUUGAGGACACAUCUUGUUUUCACGUCUUCAACGGGACGCCUGAACACGCCCCACCGGAGUUUCACAGUCACCAAACAUACAGGGCUGGUCCAACCACGGUGUGGCAGAUCGGAGCUGUGCUGUUUGACAUGCUGCACAGAAACGACCGAUUCGACACCGACAGGUUAAUCAACAAACAGCUGCCAUUCAGCAGGACCUUGUCUGAACAAUGCAAGGAUUUCCUGCAAAUGUGCUUCACUGAGAUCCCCGAGCAGCGGCCGACGCUGGAGCAGCUACGGUGUCACCCGUGGCUCUGA
Messenger RNA from Stegastes partitus (bicolor damselfish), 837 nucleotides. Its product is annotated as serine/threonine-protein kinase pim-1-like. The annotation marks the transcript as partial. Gene Ontology annotation, cellular component: cytoplasm. Gene Ontology annotation, molecular function: protein serine/threonine kinase activity; ATP binding. The transcript has a single exon. The record is from RefSeq and is a predicted model, not a curated record. Gene Ontology annotation, biological process: protein autophosphorylation; negative regulation of apoptotic process; regulation of mitotic cell cycle. Lineage: Eukaryota; Metazoa; Chordata; Actinopteri; Pomacentridae.